Molecule: messenger RNA, 2749 nt
Organism: Chondrus crispus (carragheen)
Lineage: Eukaryota; Rhodophyta; Florideophyceae; Gigartinales; Gigartinaceae
Exons: 3
Coding region: 1-2085 (694 amino acids)
Biological process (GO): protein import into nucleus
Cellular component (GO): nucleus; cytoplasm
Molecular function (GO): nuclear import signal receptor activity
Source: RefSeq, a predicted model, not a curated record
AUGUCAUACCCGGGCUCGCCUGUGAGUAACGAACAGUCCAUUGCUGCCGUCCGUCUCGCUGCGACCAACGCCCUCAACAAUGCACUCGAGUUUGCCCACGCCCAGUUUGAGAUUCAGGAGCAGCGCAACGCCAUCGUCACCACGGUUUGUGAUGCCGCCCGCGCAGGCGAUGAUAGUGUCCGCCAGGCGGCUUUUGAAGGCUUAGUUAAAAUCGCAGAGCACUACUACGACAAGCUUCAUGAGCGCAUUGUCGACAUUUAUGCCCUCACAGAAAACGCUAUUCGCAACGAUAUCGAACCUGUGGCUAUGCAAGCGAUUGAGUUUUGGAGUACCGUCGCAGAGGAAGAAAUUACCCUCAUCUACGAGGCCGACGCCGCACGAGAAGCAGGCACUGUUCCGGAUCGAAGAAGCAAGCAGUUUGUCAUUAAGGCGUUGCCAUAUAUGUAUCAACCCAUCUUUGAUUCUCUCAAAAAACAAGAGGAUGAUCCCCUUGAGGAUUCGUCUUGGAAUGUCGCUACAGCGGCCGGAGCAUGUCUCGAGCUCUUGGCUCAAGCAGCUCCGGAUUCUAUCUUGGAACUUGUCCGCCCUUUUAUUCAGAGAAACAUUCCGGAUAAGGCCAAUUGGAGGUCACGCGAAGCUGCCAUUCUUGCAUUUGGAAGCGUGCUUGAAGGACCACCCAUAGAACAUGUCAAAGCCCUUGUCCGUGAGGCCGUCGGUAUUCUCGUGGAGACUCUCCAACAGGAUCCCAGCCUUGCUGUCAAGGACACCACGGCAUGGACGCUCGCUCGCGUAGUUUCCGUUGAUCGCGACACCACUCUCGCCCAUCUCCCAGCUCUUGUGAAUUGUUUACGAGGUACUUUAGCCACCGCUGAAAGCCCCGUUCUCGCGGCUCAUAUUUGCUUCGCAAUUCACAAUCUGGCCGUUCGAUUCAGUGAGGAAUGUGAGGAGGAGACUGGGUCUUUGCGGGAACACAUUGAGGCACUUUUGCAAAGCCUAUUACAAGCGGCUGAUCGGGACGACGCCUCUGAGGGCUAUCUGCGUAUCACUGCGUAUGAGGCUAUCAACGCUCUUUUCCGAAGCGUCUCAAAGGAUGGCAUUCCAUUUGUCCUUAGGUGCGUUCCACAUCUUUUAGAAAAGCUGGUAGCCACGCUUGGUGGUCUACCUCGAGCGCUUAACGAGGACGAGGUUUCAGACAUGCUCGAGCUACAAGGUCUAUUGUGUGGGACCCUAGCAGUGGCUUCGCAUCGCCUGAACUCUACGCAGAUAUCUCCCUAUGCAGACAGCAUGAUGCAAGCAUACCUUCAAGCAUUUCGAAUGAACGGUUCGGCGGCUGCCAUUGAAGAAGCGUUGCUCGCGGUAGGGGCACUCGCUGAAGCUGCAGGCAAAGAGUUCAACAGGUACAUGCCACAUUUCAUGCCCACUCUCCAGCAUGCGCUUAGUAACAUUGCGCAUCACCAAAUCUGUGCCAUUGCCGUCUCAGUGGUGGCCGAGUUAUGUCGCGCUCUUGGGAAGGAACUAUUUGCCUAUUCGGACAAUAUCGUGUUCUUGCUGCUUGAAGCGUUAAAAAGCAAGUCCUUGGUGCGCUCGGUGAAACCUCCAAUUUUGUCAUGUUUCGGAGAUAUCGCGAUGGCAGUAAAGGGCAACUUUGAAAAUUACUUGGAUCAAGUGAUGAAUUGUAUGAAGCAAGCAGCUGAGUCAAGCGUUCAAGUGAAUGUGCUGCCUGACGACUUCGACACACAGGAAUGGCUUCUGCUGCUGCGGGAAUCAAUUUUCGAAGCAUAUAUUGGAAUUAUAAACGGGUUGCGGGAUGAAGGGAAGCAAGAGCUCCUGACCCCACAUCGGGAGUGGAUUGUUGGGUUUUCGGAGUGGAUCGUGCAGGGUGCCGCUCAAGGAGGCGCAUUUCCCGACGAGAUGAUAAAACCAAUAGCUGGAGUCAUGGGUGACCUAGUGGAUGCAGUACCAAGUACAAAAGAGCACGUGGCACGCAACGCAUGGCUGGCCAAUCUUGUAGAUCGAGGCUCUCAAUCGACAGAUGAACGAACGAAAGAAACUGCAAAGUGGGCGUGGGCUACUAUUUUCCAGUAGUGUUCGUCGUGGAGUAGUGAACGCGCUCAAUUUGGAAAUGUGGGGGGCAGAGGGGGAAGAAAGCGAAGUGAUGCUGAACUUAAUCGGUGUAGUAGCGAGGCAGUCGUCCCGCAUUGACAGGAAAACGAAAAACACAAAAUUUGAAAAGUGAAUGAACAACACGCCGCAAGACGAAAGUCUGAGACCCUAUCGAUGUGGUAUGCUAUCGCUCCGCGUAAAUCUUCUGCGGCGUUAAGGAAAGUUAAUCCUCGAAGUGGAGCAAGCAACGCGUGAGCAGCCAUCGCCUGUACGGCUUCAGUGUAACAGCUGGCAAGAACACCAUCGACGACGAUGUCUCCACGAGCUGUUUGUGGGUUGUAAAGGCCGACUCCGAUACUUGCAUGGAUACUUUCAAUGGUCUCGUUUCUACUUGUCCACAAGUCAUUCUGCAGUACCAUUGUAGUGAUCAGAUCACCUUGGCAAGCUUCUUUGGCGCGUAGCAAUAUACCAUUCACUGGUAAAAUGUGGCCUGGGGUAAGAGUAACAGAUAGUCCCGCUGCAGUUGUCAACGUAAUAAACCGUGCUCGAGCAAAUGGGUCCGAAUGUGUGAAGGCUAUGACGGAUGAAUAUUCGCCACUACCGGCAAGCACUCGGUCUCCUAUAACGAGCUCCGAGAUUUUUACGG